Messenger RNA from Chlorella variabilis, 564 nucleotides. RefSeq lists its product as hypothetical. The transcript is spliced from 3 exons. The record is from RefSeq and is a predicted model, not a curated record. Gene Ontology annotation, molecular function: Hsp90 protein binding; Hsp70 protein binding. Lineage: Eukaryota; Viridiplantae; Chlorophyta; Trebouxiophyceae; Chlorellales; Chlorellaceae. The annotation marks the transcript as partial.
CGCUCCACCCUGUUCCGGCGCAUGUAUGAGCGCGGCGACCUGCCGGUGCGCGUGGAGCAGGCACGGCACAACACCAUCAAGUGGACCGCUGACCUGCCGGCCAUCGACCUGCACUACUACCUGCCCGUCUUUGUGGACGGCCUGCUGGAGACACAGGAGCCCUUCCGCAUGCUGGCCCGGCGUGGGGUGGAGGAGAUGGUGCAGGCCGCGGGCGGCGACCGCCUGCUGCCCGUCAUCCCGCAGCUCAUCGCCGGCCUGCGCGCCGCGCUGCGCUCGCCCAGCGAGGAGGUCGUCCAGGCGGCGCUGGCCGCGCUGCGCCUGCUGGUGGGCAGCAGCGAGGCGGCGGGGCUGGUGCUGCCACCCACCCACCCCCACCCCCCACCCCACACACACAGGCACCUGGCUGACAACCUCAACAUCGGCGACGCCAUCGACUAUGCCCAGGCCUCCCACCGAGGCUCCCUCGGGGACCUGGUGGCGGGCACGCUGCACGCGCUGGAGCGCGGGGGCGGCCCCGACGCCUUCCACCACAUCAAGUACCACGUCCCGCUGUACGAGAGCUGC